AUGUAUGUGAAAUGGGUUGAUACAGGAAUGUUUUACUAUGUGAUUUUAGUGUAUUUAGUCAAUGUCACUUUUUGUCAUUUUCAAAUUUCCCGCCAGUUCCGUCCCCCCGUACGUCCCAACGCUCGCAGGGGAUGGAACCCCGAUGACGGAUGCCGGCAUCGGCUGGAGGACAUUACAGGGGACACUGCAGGGGGGACAUCGCGGGGGAGAGCAGGACAAGGUAAGUGAAGAACAGAUCCCGGAGCAGCACCGCUUGGUAAGCCCAAGUGUAGCUCGGGGUUACCGCUUGUGCUACACUCGGGAAUUCCGCCAGGGAGGUUAC
Staurois parvus is the source of this 322-nucleotide messenger RNA. The record is from the annotation of a GenBank genome assembly. NCBI's taxonomy places the organism in Eukaryota, Metazoa, Chordata, Amphibia, Anura, Ranidae.